This is a messenger RNA of Mytilus trossulus (common blue mussel), 1078 nucleotides long. RefSeq lists its product as uncharacterized. Lineage: Eukaryota; Metazoa; Mollusca; Bivalvia; Mytilida; Mytilidae. The record is from RefSeq and is a predicted model, not a curated record. The coding region runs from base 144 to 788 and encodes 214 amino acids. The transcript is spliced from 2 exons.
UAAUAGAUGCAGAGUGUUGUGCUUUUAAGAGUUAUAAUGACCGAACGUCAUAAAAGUAAUGGUCGUCGACGUCGAUUGUUGUUGCCUAGGCUUUAUGAAUAGUCUGCAAACAUUUGUUGUACGUUGUUCAUUUUGCAGCAGUCAUGAGUUUUCAAAUCGCAUAUUGUGGAAGUGAAUGUUUCGAAAUCGAACAGAAAGAACACGGUGAAAAUAAGGACAACAAUAUUCAGAUUAGUUUACCAAACAAUACAAAGGACGAAAAAGUAGGUGAAGGCGCCAAAAGCUUUGCCACCGAGGUAACAUCAAAAUGGCUGAACUUUUCUUUAAAGCUUCAUGAUUUCGUGAAUUCUAACUAUAAUCGUUAUAUAGAAGAUUUUACUAAUGAUGAAGUUGAAAACAAAAUUAAGCGUAGAAGGAAUUGCGCUCAGUUUGUUUUAAAACAAGUUGAUAAUGAAAAUAAAUCUUGCUUAUUACCGAUUGUUUCUGGACUUAAUAUAACGGACCCCAAGACAACAGAAAUAGGCACUAUCGCCUUGGAUGAAAGACUGACAGAAACCGAGGAUGCUAAAGUUCAUGCUCCUGUGAAAAUGUCUGGAUUUCUGUCGUCUUCAGCAAACCCGUGGACAUCAGACGACAAUAUUGCCAAUGACGAAAAUGUAACUCCAGUAGAGCAGGUUCAACCAGAAGGGUGCUUUUGUUGGCCUCUUGUUCAUUUGAUUUACAGAAUACGGUACCGAUUGUUUGACAAGAAAAAGGACAAGAAACUUCAGAAAAAAACAAAAAGGUAAGGAUUAGGAAACAGAGAAAUACUACGGUAUGUUUUCAAUUAUGCAUACUACUUGCCACUGGACAUUAACCAUACAAAACCAACAAAUAAACUAAUGAAUCUUAUUUUAAAUUAUAUUUAAAUCAAGUAACUUUUUUAUACUUCUAUAUAUAUAUUUAGCAAAAAAUGAAAUGGAUAAUACGUAAUGGUCCAAUAUACGAUACUUCUCAGUGGUAUAAUUAUUCGGCGGGAAAAUAUUUCAUUGCAGUUAUUUCUCUUUUUCAGAUAAUAAAAGCAGGAUACAGAAGAAUA